Tetrahymena thermophila SB210 is the source of this 2568-nucleotide messenger RNA. RefSeq lists its product as hypothetical. Lineage: Eukaryota; Ciliophora; Oligohymenophorea; Hymenostomatida; Tetrahymenidae. The record is from RefSeq and is a predicted model, not a curated record. The transcript has 6 exons.
AUGAAGAAAAAAAAAUAGUCUUGGGGAGGAUUAGAAAGAAAAAUAUAUAGAAUUAGAUUAAAUCAACAAAAUACAUAACAAAUUUCUUAAUAGAAAAAUAGAGAAAAUAUUAACUCCAAAGGGAUGAUAAGUACUUCGAGCGAGUAUACAAAAAGAAUAGCAUUGGAUAGUAAUAAUCUAUUCAAGUUUAAGGCACCAAGAUAAGCACAGCAUGAAGAAGGCGAUGGAAUGAAUGCAGAAAUAUUAAGUUCUCCUUCAGGUGGUGACGAGAGCUAAGAAGAAAACCUCAUCAUAGAUCAAAACUUAAAAAAUCUCAAGCAGACAGCAGAUAAAAAAUGUAAGAAUCUGAAUCAGACAUAGGAAUACAUUAGCAAUAAUUUGAAAAAGGGCAAAAAAUCAAUAACUAGCUCAUCACAAUCAGCACUAAUUAGUAAAGCAAGCGAUUAGCAUAGUAACGCGAAUCAAAUAAAUGUAGAAGAGCAUUUAUUUCAAGAAGAAAUCGAAGAAGAUGAUAUAAAAGCAAAUGCUCGCCAAAACGAUAUCUAUAGAAUGAAUAACCAGCAUCACUAAAACCGUUUAAACUAAAUUAAUCAGCUCAGAGCUAAAGAAAUGAAUAAAAGAAUCAGCAUUUAAAGUGAAUCAACUCCUGCUAUUGGAGGUGAUGCUUAAGAUUAGGAGUUGGAUGAGUUUGAUAAUGAAAUGAUGGAGGAUAUUGAUAUGCAAGAUCAACGAGAAUUGCAAGAUGUAGAAGAUGAAGAGCUUUAAGAGGAAGAUGAUGAUAAUGAUUAAGAAGAGUAAGAAGAGGAUGAUGAAGAAGAAGAUGAUGAUAUUGAAAAGGAAAAUUAGGAAGAGGAGGAUGAAGCUCUCUCGGAUGAGGCAAUUGAUGAAUUUUCUGAUUAAGAAGAUUAGUCUCAUGACGAAUCGAUUUCUAAAAAAAAAGGAUAAAAUACCAGUACCAACAAUGCCAAAUCAACCCCAGCGAAAGCCUCUAAGAGUUCUCGCAAGCAUAGCAAAAAGCCAGGCAGAAAAGGCCAUCAAGGAAGAGGCAAGCAUAGUGAAUCAAGAAAUUAAAAUUUAACUCAAGCAGGAUUAGCUCACUGCGGUAAAAGAUGUUACAAUUAAUUUUGCAAAUUUCCUUUCAAAGGAGACCUAAAAAGAGUAAAAAUAAAAUUCACAAGUGAAUAUGUUCAUCUUUGCUAAAAAUGUACAGAAAGAUUCAAACUUAAGUGUUUUUGCCUUUAUUGCGGCCAAGUCUACUAUGACUCAAAUGAAGGAGAUGGGAAAGUAUGGAUUCAAUGUGAGGAUUGCUAAUAUUGGUUGCAUCAAGAAUGUGAAAAAGAGAAUGGUCUUCAUGACAUUGAUAACUUGAUAGAAGAUGAUUCUUAUAAAUUUUAUUGCAUGAGAUGCAGAGACAAAAAUAAACCAUAGUAGGAUAAACUAUAAUUAAAUAUUCUAAAGGCAAAGCAAUAAAUAGCAAAAACAUUUCAAGCCUAGAAUGGAGGACUUCUAGAAUCUAACAAUUUGAAUAAUUUAUCUAAUACUCCUAGCAGCCCUUCUUUGUAAAAAUAAGGGAAAAGACAGUAUAAAAAGUACUAACAAAAAGAAAAACCCUCAACAAAUAUCUAAAAAAGCAAAGGAAAAGUUUCUCUAGCCUCUCUUUAAAAGUAGCUCAACAAGCCAAUUUUUGCUCCUAAACCAGAUUAAUCUGAAAAUUAAAAAAUUCAGAAUUAAAAUUCUAUCAAUAUUAGUAUUACUCACAGCUCCUUAAAUGAGCAAAAUGCAGGAGAACCAAAAAAAUAUAAAAAAAUAUGCACUGAAGAUUCAAAACAUAGUGUGCAAACCUAAAUAUAACUUAAUAACAAAGCAUCUCCUUAAGUAUAAAAUACUACCAACAAUUAAAGCUCCACAAAUUCAUCUGAUUUCUAUAGUGCAUCAUUGUUUUUAAAAGCUAAAAAGUAGCUCUAGCAAACUUAAUAGUCUACUUAACAUUAAAAUGCUUUAUCUCCUUUUUCUUUGUACAAAACUGAUUAUAGUAACACUCUUUUUAAUGAGGUUUCAAUUGGACCUCUAGAAACACAUAACAGCCACGAUGCUAACAAUAUACAAAAUAAUAAUCCAUAUUCACAUCAUUAGAGACAACGUAAAGAAGACUAAAUGAAUUAUGUAGAAUUACCCUAUAAAAAAUAAACAGCUAAAGAAAAUACAACCAAGAGGUUCUACUACCAUUAUUCAGUUCUCUAAGAAUUGCUUACUCCCCUUAGUAUAUCUAUGACACUUGCUUAGGAAGAUAUUAAUGAAGAUUUAUAAAUAUUAAGAAGUUUGAUUGUUGAAGGAAAGAAAUUAACAAGUGAAGAUAAUUAAUCUUCACAAUUAAAUUCUCAUAUUGAAGAAUCUUAGGCUAAUUUCUCAUCAAGUUCUUAAUAUGAUUCGAUGCACAUGAAAUCUUCUCCUCAAUAAUUAAAGGGUAUCACUGAAUUUAUAAAUCUCACUCCAGUCAAAAGAAAGAAUUUAAAUAGUGAUCAUAAUAAACUAGGAAAUACAAAUAGUCCCAUAACUUAACAUAACUGA